GAUAGUCUGGGUGUCCUCAUCUUCACCGUCCUUCUGCCCCUCUAACCCCCUCCCCCCGUUAUGUCCUCUAAUUAGAAUUGCUGCUCCUCCAGUGCAGGGACGAGUUUCAUCUCCUAUAGGCCUGGCACAAUUAGUGGCCCAGAGUAGGUGUUUAGCAAAGGUUGAUGUCUGUUGCAGCUCUUUACAGUGCUAGAAAGGCUUUAUUUUUAGGUAAUCUGGGGCCAAAGUUGGGGCAGCCGCUAGGGGCCGAGCUGGGACCGACAAAGCGCGACUUUGUGCGUUUUCCCCAUCUGGCUGUGUCACCCAGGUGGGCGGGGUUUGUGCGGGCUCCUCGCUGGCGUGAUGGGCGUCCGAGUCGGGGCGGAAAUGGCCGAGAAGCCUCGGCAUGUUCGUACCCCUAACGCUCGGUCCGCCCGGCAAAGAGGCGGAAGGAAGCGAAGCCGCACCGGAAGUGGCUACGCUACGGCCCCUGUGGAUUCGCCGCUGCCGCGCGGCGCCAAUAACCAUGGAACCAGCUGGGCCUUGCGGUUUCUGCCCGGCUGGAGAGGCCCAGCCGGCGCGGUACACCUGCCCUCGCUGCAAUGUGCCCUACUGCUCGCUGCGCUGCUACCGGACGCAUGGCACCUGCGCCGAAGCCUUCUACCGGGACCAGGUGCUGGGAGAGCUCCGCGGCCGCAGUGCCUCUCCCAGCCGCCUGGCGGGCGCCCUGCGCCGGCUGCGCCAGCAACGCGAAACAGAGAACGUGCCUGGGGAGACGAGCCUCAGUCCUGGCCCCGGGCCUGGCGCCCUUUCAGGACUCUGGGAACGGCUGACGCCUGUCGAGAAAGCGGCCUUCGAACGACUACUGAGACAAGGCGAGGCGGGGCGGCUGCUGCCCCCGUGGCGGCCAUGGUGGUGGGGCCGCAGAACCCGACCAUGGCUUCUGGAGGAGCUGGAUGGCAGCUCGGGCGGGGAUCCCGCGGAGCCGAUUCCCGGAGACCUGAACUGCGCGCCGGCCGUGCCCACCCGCAUCCCCACGCUGGCCAGCCUGAGUCGCAGCCCAACCUCGCCCCUCGUGCGCUUCCAGCUUCCCAACGUGCUGUUCGCCUACGCGCACACUCUGGCCCUCUAUCACGGGGGAGACGACGCGCUGCUCUCCGACUUCUGUGCCACGCUGCUCGGCGUCUCCGGAGCCCUGGGCACCCAGCAAAUCUUCGCCUCUGCGGAGGAAGCCCUGCAGGCUGCAGCCCACGUACUGGAAGCAGGCGAGCAUCCUCCCGGGCCUCUGGGUACACGGGGUGCGAUGCAGGAGUCCGCCCGAAUUUUAUGGGGUGAGGGUCCGGCCAACCGGAAAGGGUACACGCUGGCAGCACUGGGGCACCUCGCACAGAGCCUAGGCCGGGCCCGGAAACAGGCCUUGGUUAGGAAUGAGCGAGAUCGCCUCUACCGGGCCCGGAAGAAGUGCCAGUUCCUACUGGCCUGGACCAACGAAAAUGAGGACGCUCUCAUGCCCCUGGGCCUAGACUGCACCUUGGCCUACCGAGCCCAUGCUAUGGCAGCCGAGGAGGUGGCAGCCCUCACUGAGGAGCUGGAGCGGCUUUGGGGAGGCCCCAUGCCACCUGCCCCAAAGACUCUCAUUGAGGAGCUUCCUGGCCGAACUGGGGACCCUUCUCAUUAAUAAAGCUGUGACUGGUCUGCCCACUU
Messenger RNA from Heterocephalus glaber (naked mole-rat), 1683 nucleotides. It is a transcript of the gene Znhit2, whose product is annotated as zinc finger HIT-type containing 2. Lineage: Eukaryota; Metazoa; Chordata; Mammalia; Rodentia; Bathyergidae. The record is from RefSeq and is a predicted model, not a curated record.